Messenger RNA from Amphiprion ocellaris (clown anemonefish), 6403 nucleotides. Its product is annotated as heterogeneous nuclear ribonucleoprotein U-like protein 2. The coding region runs from base 1421 to 3358 and encodes 645 amino acids. Gene Ontology annotation, cellular component: membrane. The transcript has 14 exons. Lineage: Eukaryota; Metazoa; Chordata; Actinopteri; Pomacentridae. The record is from RefSeq and is a predicted model, not a curated record. Gene Ontology annotation, molecular function: protein binding.
UAAGCUAGUGGGGGCAAAGAUUCAGUGCAUUCCGUUGAUGUAGACGGCGUGAAAACGGAAACAACAAGUAUGCCGGCUCACUGUGCUGCAUACAAUUACACACUACGUCGUACGAUUGAGACAAGAACACUUGGAAUGACUUUUCAUAGGUUUCCGGGAGACUAUGGGUUGAGGAGGAAUUGGAAGUUUGUCGGCUUAGACCUGGUGUCAUUCCAUCAGUGUUAAACUUCCCGGCUCAUCUUGGAAGAGUACGUGCCAGAAAGACCACGACCAAGCAGCCUUGAGAUCUUAGGCAGCGUCUCCCUGAGACCAAAGAACUACAGACUCUUCACAACCUGCUCAAACUCUUGGUACAGGACCUCACCACACAGGUCAAAAAGGUUUCCGUCUCAUUUCUACUCUGAAGAUCACCUUCUCCUGCUCAAACUGCUGACAAAUGUUUCUGCUGCUCUAAAGUCUGGGCUCCAGAACUUCCUAAAACUCUCAAAGUCUCUUCUGCUGCAGGUUGCUUUGUAGAACUGUUCCAGAAAACCUCACUAAACCACAUGGAGGAGCCUCAAGAUAGUCGUCCAAAUGAAACCGUACAAAAACCAAACUAGCACAACCCAAACGCUAAAGUCUCCUGCAGCCUACCAGAGAACCUCUGAGAACAGAGAAUCAGGACAGGAACUCUUACCUUCUAAACAACCAACAUUGGUUCACAAACAAGAAUACAGAUUGUGUCUGACCAAAAACCUCUAAAGACUCACUACAGCCAAGAUAAAGACACAACUCAGCUUCACCAAAUCCACUAAUCACUGCACACAUUUGCACCAUGUGCUAACUGUGGGUAAAGAACCACAUUUACCAAGACAACUAUCCAGUACAAAGCCCUAAAACACACCAAGAAACACAUUAAAGACGAUUUUAUUGCUGGAAGCUGCAAGCCAACGCCUAAAGAACAAACUGAAGCAACGGAGCCAAACCCGGUGCAGUGGUGAAGAGAAACAGAGGAAACGUUUGAAUGCAGCUAAAUAAAGCAGGAAGACACUGAGCUGCUCAGGUGUUCCUGAUAACACCAAGCAGCCACCUGGACAGCCAAUAGGAACACAGCUUACUGGAAGUCCAGAGGGCUGGGUUAGUGAAGGAAAUUUAAUUUAAAGUUGAAGCAGAAAGUUAACAAAGAAAGUUGAACACCAGGUGCAGUACCACUUCUUGUCCUUGGGUGGCAGUAAAGAGCCCACGUCUCUAAUAUACCGUAAAUUAAGAGGAAGAAGAAGUAACGAGCCAAUCAGAAUCCAGGGCUCCAUAUUGAACCGUUGUUUUGGAGUCAAACGGCUUCACUUUCCUAACAGUUUACCUUGUUUAGAUCUGUUUUUUGAAAUCAAUUAAGCAACAAUUCAAAUAAGAAGACAACUGAGUUAAUACCAACACGGUAACUAUGAAGCUAACGGACAUUAAGAAGUUAAAGGUGGCGGAGCUGCGGUCCAGACUGAAAGAACUCGGGUUGGACAGCAGAGGACUGAAGGCUGAGCUGGUGGACCGACUGUGGUCCGCGACAGAGGCGGGACCAGGAGGGACAGAUGACGGAGAGCAGGUGAGACCACAACCCAGCAGCUCUCCAACACAGCAGGUCCACACUCCGUCCUCUUCACCGCCGACAGAAGCUGGUGUCCCCGCGGCGUGUGAAGCAGACCCCGGCAGGGAGCUCACAGACACCGGCACGCAGACAGAAGCUGAGCCCGGUCCUCCAGUGGUGCACCCCGGAUCUGAGUGUGCUUCAGGGGGUGUGACUGUCUGCCAGGCUGAGGCAGGAGAAUCGGGACAUGCGGAGGGUUCUGGAGAGGACAGGGGGGCUCUGUCAGUAGAGGACUUGGACAGAGGAAGAGCUUUCUAUGAGUUCAAAGAGGAAAUCCGAUAUAAAAGAGCCAAAUCACCACAGCCCCUACUGGAGAGGGAGGAGGCAGAGGAACAAGAUGAAGAUAAAAUCAGAUUAGAUCCAUAUGGCUGUCACCUGCACUUUGAGGUGGGUCCUGAUGGAUCUUGUGGUCAGCCGCGGUUCUGGUCUCGGUUCCCCCUGCUGUGGUCGGGCUGCAGGCUCACCCACGGGGUGCAGCGGGGCAGGGUGGGCUUUGAGGUGCGGCUGGAGAGGAGGUUGUUGAAUACACAGCCUGAAGACCAAGACAUCAGAGAACCAUAUGGUCUGAGAGUAGGCUGGUCAGUGGCCGACUCCUCUCUGCUGCUGGGGGAGGAUGAACUCUCUUUUUCUUAUGAUGGACGUGGUAAAAAAGUGUCCUGUGGGAAGGAACAGGAGUUUGGAGAACCUUUCUCAGAGGGAGAUAUCAUUGGCUGUUAUGCUUCCUUCUCUUCAGACGGUGCUGUUGAACUCUCUUUUCAUAAGAACGGUCGUUUCAUGGGUGUAGCUUUCACCCUGGAUGCCUCAGUGCUGCUGGGCUGUGCUUUGUUCCCUCACGUCCUCUGUAAGAGCUGUUCGGUCAGAUUGCUGCUCGACCCCACAACUCCUCCCUGGUACCCCGAACCUCCAGGGUUUACACCGCUGGCAGUUCUCCGUGCUGAUCAGAGGGUUCGCUCCACAUCAGCUCCUUCUUGCAGAGCACAGUGUGAGGUGGUGCUGAUGGUGGGUCUUCCGGGUUCUGGGAAGACCCUCUGGGCCCGAACUCACAUGAAGCAGCAUCCAGAGAAACAAUACAAGCUGCUGGGAACAGAGGAGCUGCUGGCAUGUAUGAUUAGUGGUGGACAGAAUGACAGCAGGCUGCGGCAGGCCUCUCAGUGUUUGACUGAUUUGAUCAAGAUGGCUGCUGAGACUCCUGCUAACUACAUCCUGGACCAGUGCAACAUCCUCUUCUCUGCACGUCGUCACAAGCUGCAGUUGUUCGCAGGCUUCAGGCGACGGGUUGUGGUGGUCUUCCCUUCCGCAGACGAGUGGAAACGACGACUGUCGCAGCACCAGAUGAGUGACGGGGAACACAUCCCUGCGACCGCCCUGCUCAAACUGCAAGUGAGCUGCAGCCUUCCAGAGCAGCCAGCUGACCUGCUGGAGGAGCUGCAGUACGUGGAUCUGCCUCAGCAACAGGCUCACAUCGUCCUGCUGCAGUACAAAGACGAGGCUCGCAGGCUGCUGCCCCCCGUCCACAGACAAGACAAGAAGAAACCCCGACUUUACAAGAAGAGACCCCACCCUCACGGCCCCCCAGCCCCACGUAGGACCCAGUGGACUGGUUUUAAUGGGCGGAACGACACAAGAAUCAACAUGCAGCCGUGGAGCCAGCAGCCAAGAUAUUGGAACGUUCCUCAUCAGGAGCAGAGCUUCUACUACAACAGAGGCGUCGGUUACAGCGGUUAUGAGGGCUACUGGUGAGGAAACCUGGAGGUGACUGUAACGACAAUUUAAUGUCAUCUAAACAGUUACCUGACGUAGAACUCGGCACUUGGUCUUCCAGCGCUGGUGUGAUUCAGACCGACGCCCAUAAGAACCGGUUCUCCCAGAGAACUCAGAGGAACAUUCACCUGAGGACAGAACCGUUGAAGAUCACAAACGAUUUCUGGGAGUGAGAUUUAAGUCUUUUCUUCUAUGUCUUUGCUAAACAUUUGGUUGUGUGCAAAAAGAUCCCUCUAUAUAUUUGUUCUGCUUAUCCAGAGUCAGAUAAAGAAAAAAAUGUUUUGUGAAUAUUGCUAGAAGUACUUUCGUACACGGUUCGGCAAUCAUUAUAACUGUAGAUGAUCAAUAAAACCAACACAUUCAGCAUCUCAAAUGUUCUGACUUCAUCUUCCAACACCAUGUUCCACCAGUAUGUAACAAAUAAAAAAAUAAAUUAAUUCAUUGACUGAAUAAUAAAACAGAGAGACAUUUUGUGUCUCAUUUUGGUCAUUUUCCUUCAACCUGCAGCCAUUCUCUGUCUCUUAUUGGUCACUUUUCAUGUCUUUGUGGUCACUUUGUGCCACAUUUUAGUCGUUUUCUGUCUCCUCCUGGAAAUGUGAUAAUUCUGGGAUAAGACCAGGCACCUCCAAACACUUUGGGCCCCUUUUAGUAAUCUGUCCAGCAUUGGAACUGAAAGAUACCUAAUUUUUAAUCACUUUAUAUACCUUCUGUUCUAUACAAAGAUGUUUUCAAGUUUUAUCAUCACUUAUUUUAUUGAUCUUGUCAUUUCAGGUUUCAGAAUUUAUCACUUAAAUACAGGAACAGUUCCACCAGCGUUGUUUUAAAUGGUUCUAAACAGUGUUGUUACAAUUAUUUGUUUUUGAAAUCAUUUAAGCGAAAACACUGGAUAUUUUCUGGUCUGAACUUGCUAAAUGUGAGGAUUUGCUGCAUUUCUCUCCGUUUUAACUAACUGUAAAUGAAAUCUUGAGUUUUUGAUUGCUGGUCAGACAAAACAUGAACAUUUUUCACAAAUUUCUGCGUUUUUAUAGACUUAAUAAUUAAUAACGAUAAAAACAUUAUAAAAACCCAGCCUACAGGAGUGAAACAGAGGACUUGGGCACAUUUAGGAGCUGAUAAAUCAUUAAUACGACCACAGAAAGCUCUGCACUUACUGCGUGAAAAUGUGCAAAUGCAGCUUUUUGCUUUUUCUUCUGUCAGGACAUUUUGUUAUUCAGCGUUUAGCAGCGCCUCACAUGGAAACAAAGGUGUCAAAAAAGACGUGUAAAUGUGGUAACGGCAGCUGUCACUGAUUUACAGUCUGGCUUUUAAAGCAGCCGCACAUUUGAUUUACACGGGAUAUUAAUCUUUAUAUUUUACGCUCAGAUACAGAUACACACACUCCACCCUCCUAAAUGUACUUCAGUAUUAAAUCUCGUUACUAAUCUCUGAAACAUCUCCCCUCAGAUGGUGUUAACAGCAACAUGAAGUAAGAAGCCUAAAGUGUCUGUUGAGGUGUUUUCAGAGAACCCACCUCGUCUCUGAUCUCUGCACACACGGAGGAGAACAGCUCUGAGACGACGACCUCCAGUUUCUGCUGCAUCAUCUCCACACUGAUGUUCUCCUCACACACCGCCUGGCCCAGACGCUCACACACCACCUGAGGAGAGCAGCGCUGAUGAGAACAACUACAGCAUCCUAUCGCUCUUCCAGGUCAACAAUAUCGCUUAACGCCAUUUUUCUCUCUACAGCUCUUUGUAAACAGUUUAGAUAUUUUUAGGAUUUUUUUGGAAGAUUUUUACUCAUUUUUUGAAAAUAUUUACAAGAAUUUUCUUGCCAAAUUUGAGGGAUUUUUUAAAAAUUGAACUUUUAAGGGAAACUUUUAAGGGAUUAUUGGAAUUUUCUUCCUGAAGGUUUUGCAAAUUUUCAGAAAUUUGGGGAAUUUUUUUGCUGAAUUUUUGGAUUUUUUUCAGAUGAGGAAACAAUAUUUUUUGGUGUCCGUAAAUGAGGACAACAGGAGGGUUAACACUGGUCUUUUCCUCAGUAACGUUUCAACAGAAAUGUGUGUACAUUAUCCUCCACACGAUACCUGUAGAAAUGUAAACUCAUCGUCAUAUCUGUAAAUAUCCAGAAGCAAAUUCACCGUGUCAUAGCUGGAAAUUCACUGUCAAAUACACCACCAUUCAAAAGUUUGGGCUCACCCAGGUAAUUUCCUGUUUUACAUUGUUAUGAAAAUUAGUGCAUUUGAUGAUUGAAUGUUCUUAUUCACUGUAAUACUGUGUGAUGUGUGCUAAAAGAGGAACAAGGACAAGAAUAAAAACCUGUCCUAACCGCCUGCCUGUAGGGAACUAGAGAUAACACAUACCAAGAUGUAUAGCUCAUGCUUAUGUACCUGUAUAAAAACUAUGCUAUUUUCCACCUUCGUCAGUCACUUGUUCAGACUGUACGCUGUUCAUGUCAAUUCCUUGCGCAAGGAAAACUUUGCGCUGACUUGAGAGACGACUCUGAGUAUUAAUAUGGAGAAGUCAGGACUCCACUGAAGAAUUUUCCUGACAUCUAUGAAAACUCACACUUUUAUUCAUGUGCUAACAUAACUGCACAAGGGUUUUCUAAUCAUCAAUUAGCCUUUAAACAUAAUUAGCUAACACAAUGUAGCAUUAGAACACAGGAGUGAUGGUUGCUGGAAAUGUUCCUCUGUACCCCUAUGUAGAUAUUCCAUUAGAAAUCAGUUAUUUCCAGCUAGAAGAGUCAUUUACCACAUUAACAAUGUCUAGACUGGGUUUCUGAUUCAUUUAAUGCUAUUUUCAUUGAAAAAAAUGCUUUUCUUUAAAAAAUAAGGACAUUUCCAAACUUUUUAACAGUCGUGUAUGUACAUAAUAUGUAAAUUCACCAUACCCUGUACAUGGGACCUUUAUUAUAUCUUUAUUUUUUAGCUUAUUGUACUUUUGCAGUUCUUCUCGUGCUUCUUCCUGCCUUAUCUAUACCCAGCUGCUGUGACGUUCAAACUUCCCCAGUGAGGGAUCAAUAAAGUUUACCUUAUCUUUACAA